AUGGCAGCAUACACCCUUCAGCAAAUAUUUGGAAUCACCCCGGCGGUGUGUUCUCGCUAUCUGGAUUGGGGACUCGAUUGCCUUCUUCAAGUACUCAAGAACCACCCUCAAGCUCGCAUUAUCUGGCCCUCCACGGAAGAAAGAAUUCAGCCUUAUGCAGAGACAAUCAAAAAGAAAUUCCCACUUCUCGAAAAUUGCUUUGGUUUCUUGGAUGGUCUGAACUUGCCCAUUUGUGUGGCUGAGGAUGAUGAUCUUCAAAAUGCGUACUACAAUGGGUGGACUUGCUCCCAUUACUGUAGCUGCAUUAUUGCUUUCGCUCCUGAUGGAACGAUCAUGUAUGCCAUAUUGAAUGCACCGGGUUCAUGGCAUGAUUCUGCAAUAGCAGUUCCUCUCUACGAGCGACUCCUCAAUCACACCCCCGACGGAUAUAGAAUUAUAAGUGACACAGCCUUUCCGCGCAAGAGUCAACGGCUUCAGAGACGAAUAUUGGCACCGGUCAAGCGAGGAGAUCGGCUACCAGAAACCCCCAGAUCCUUCUCUCGCAUGAAGUUACUCAACGAAGAGGUAGUAUUGGCUCGACAGGCAGCGGAGUGGGGUAUGCGCUCCUUGCAAGGCUCAUUUGCCCGCUUAAAGCUACCGAUGCCUGCGGCAGAUCACUCUCAACGAUUGCGAAUCCUUCAAGCCGUCUGCUUUUUACACCAGCUCCGCUGCCGCAUGGUUCACAUUAACCAGACAGCAACAGUCUAUGAUGCUGUGUGGGAUGAACACCAAGUGCUCUCUCGAAGAUUCCAUAACUUACUAUUCAAGGACAUUGAGAAACGAUGCCACAUCAGUCGUUACUAUCAAGGAUGGCUCUAG
Messenger RNA from Puccinia graminis f. sp. tritici CRL 75-36-700-3, 858 nucleotides. RefSeq lists its product as uncharacterized. The record is from RefSeq and is a predicted model, not a curated record. The coding region runs from base 1 to 858 and encodes 285 amino acids. The transcript is spliced from 2 exons. Lineage: Eukaryota; Fungi; Basidiomycota; Pucciniomycetes; Pucciniales; Pucciniaceae.